Neospora caninum is the source of this 396-nucleotide messenger RNA. RefSeq lists its product as hypothetical. Lineage: Eukaryota; Apicomplexa; Conoidasida; Eucoccidiorida; Sarcocystidae. The transcript has 4 exons. Bases 1 to 396 code for a protein of 131 amino acids. Gene Ontology annotation, molecular function: RNA binding. Gene Ontology annotation, cellular component: nucleolus. The record is from RefSeq and is a predicted model, not a curated record.
AUGCCCCGCGUGCGCGCGGCCUCGCGCGUUCGUCACACUCAGUGGAAAAACGCCUGCGGAAACAGGGCGGCCGACGCAGCCAUGGGAGGCUCCGCUAGGAGGACUGGUCCGCCACGCGCUCAGCGCAUUUGCUUCGAUGCAAAGAGGAGACAAGAAUUCAUUGAAGGAUUUGCAAAGAGAAAGGCGCAGCGGCGUCAGGCUGCGCAGGAGCAAGAGGCUCGGCGAGAGAAGGAAGAACGACGGCGCCUGAAGCGACAGCGGCAAGAGCUUUUGAUGAAACAUGUCGCUGACCUGGAAGAGGCGCGCAGAAAUGCUCGAAUCGCUCACGCAAGAGCUUCCAUGGCUAACCACGAAGUGGGGAUGCUUCCUCGCCAGGAGGGAAGAAAAGGAAGGUGA